GUCAUAAAUUACGUACAUACACAUUGCACGCAAUUGAUUAAAUAUGAAAAAUACCGUUUGAUGAUUAAAAUAGGAUCAGUACAAUUUUCAUCAAUAUUCUUUUGAGCAUUGAAUAGGUCAGCAUAUUUGAGUCUUUUGUUGGGAUUCCAAUAUCCUUUCGAAGAACAGACAUUUCUGGGGUGGUGGCGUCGCAAUUGUUAUACUUUUCGAACUGAGAUCAUUAUUAUUAUUAUUAUUAUUAUUAUUAUUAUUAUUAUCUGAUUACAGAGUUGCUUGUUGCAGAGAGCCGAGGGGUAAAGUUUUAUUGUUUGAAUGUCAAGCAUGUGAUCUGCAAUCACUGAGCUCUUUCGAGCCCUAUUAAUGUAAUUUUCAGCCAAUAUUUUUUCAACUGGGUACAAGUUAUUUCAUCCCUUUUAUCUGGGAUUUUUUUUUUCUUAAGAAAAAAAGUGGUUCUCGGAGUGGAAAGAGUGAUGAGUAAUCUUUUAAGGAAUUCAGGUUAAUCUUUAAAGUGGACGAAGGAUGUUUUAUUAGCUGAUCCUGCGUAUUGGGCUGAGCUAUUUUUGAAUUUCUUUUUGUGGAUUUUUGAGUAAAAACUGGUUCUUGAAGAGAAGAAAGUCACCUGUUCUAGUUUGGAUAUUUGGGUUUUCUUCGAAGUGGGUGAAAGGUGGCCUUUUGUUAUCUCUUGCUGAUUUUCUGGGACACGUUUGGCUUGAUUUAGCUGAUUCUAGGGGUUUAGGAGGGAAUAGGACUGGAAGUGAGGUACUAUUUGUCAAAUUUUCUUUAGGAGGAGGUUGGGUGGAAAUUGGGAUUUGGGUACACUCGAAUCCUCAUCGGAAGGAAAAGCAGAGUGGGCAGCCGCUGCUCCUUGUUUUUUGUUGAUUCUAGGUUUGUUAAAGAUGGGACUUUGUGGUGAUAGCUUGAAGGCAGAAUCUUGGGAUGUGGUGAAAUCAAAGGGGAGGAAGAAGAAGAAAAAUGAUGAUGCUGUGGAGGAGAUGGGGUGUUGGGUUAAGUUGAGGUAUAUUGGCAGCUGUAUGUGUUCAAGAUCUAAAGUUGAUACCUCUAUUAGUGGCAUCAGUGCCCGCGAAAGUAAAUCAGCGAACGAUACUAGCAGAGACCAACCAGCUUCCCUGGUACUUCCAUCCACCACGACAAGCAAUGCUGAAAGCAAAUCUUCCAGCUUCAAACUUGAAGAGGAACUUAAAGUAUCUUCUCGGCUUCGAAAAUUCACAUUUAAUGACCUGAAGCUGGCCACAAGAAAUUUUAGACCUGAAUCUCUUCUUGGUGAAGGGGGAUUUGGUUGUGUAUUCAAGGGGUGGAUUGAAGAAAAUGGGACGGCACCGGUGAAGCCUGGAACAGGACUUACUGUAGCUGUGAAGACACUCAAUCAUGAUGGACUUCAGGGUCAUAAAGAAUGGCUGGCUGAAGUAAAUUUUCUCGGUGAUCUUGUCCAUCCUAAUUUGGUUAAAUUAAUUGGUUACUGUAUAGAAGAAGAUCAGAGGCUGUUAGUUUACGAGUUUAUGCCUCGGGGAAGCUUGGAGAACCACCUUUUCAGAAGGUCUUUGCCUCUUCCAUGGUCUAUCAGGAUGAAAAUUGCUCUUGGUGCUGCAAAGGGUCUUGCUUUUCUUCACCAAGAAGCAGAAAGACCCGUGAUAUAUCGUGAUUUUAAGACGUCUAAUAUCCUGUUGGAUGCUGAAUAUAAUGCCAAACUUUCUGAUUUCGGACUUGCUAAAGAUGCUCCAGAUGAAGGAAAAACACAUGUUUCUACCCGCGUGAUGGGAACCUAUGGUUAUGCUGCCCCAGAAUAUGUCAUGACAGGGCAUCUUACCUCAAAGAGUGAUGUCUAUAGCUUUGGUGUUGUAUUGCUCGAGAUGCUCACAGGUAGAAGAUCAAUGGACAAGAAUCGGCCUAAUGGGGAGCAUAACCUUGUGGAAUGGGCUAGGCCUCAUCUGGGAGAGCGGAAACGCUUUUAUCGUCUAAUGGACCCUAGGCUCGAGGGGCACUUUAGUAUAAAAGGUGCCCAAAAAGCUGCACAGUUGGCUGCGUCCUGCCUUAGCCGGGAUCCCAAAGCCCGGCCUCUGAUGAGUGAAGUUAUAGAAGUCUUGAAGCCUUUGCCAAGUCUGAAGGACAUGGCGAGCUCAUCGUACUAUUUUCAGACCAUGCAAACUGAGCGUGUUGGGUCAAGUCCAAAUGUUAAAAAUGUCCUUAGAACGCAAGGAUCAUUCUUGAGAAAUGGGCAGCAACAUCCAAGAAGCCUCUCAAUACCAAAUGGUUCUCAAGCUUCGCCGUAUCGUUAUCAGUUUAGUCGGAAUUCACCAAAACCAAACAGUAAACCAUAGAAUGGUUUGGAAAUCUCUGUUUCUUUUCCUACCCUCCUAACAUUCUUGGAUAUGGAUAUAUUUUGUUGGCGAUUGUCCAUAGAUUACUAAAAAAGUAACAAGAGUAUACAUUUAUGGCAUGCUUGGUAAAGUGGAUUGAAUAGUAUUGGACAGUAUUUACUAAGUAAGAGAAAUUCAAAACUUCAAAUCUUGCUAUCUUACUGUCCAAUCCAUCUCACUUUGUUAAAGGUGCUCUCAGGGGGAAGAAUGUAAUGUAAAUGGAGAUGAAGUUAAUGGAGUAAUUUUUUAUCGUGUUAGAAUCUUUCUCAUGUAAGAUACAUCUCUCUCUCAUGUACAAUACAUCAUGUGCACCAUUCAAUUUUGGAUGAUGACAUCUAUGUGAUUUGAGAAGGUGUCUCUCAUGUAAGAUACAUCUCUCUCUCAUUUAUGAUACAUCAUGUGCACUGUUCAAUUUUGGAUGAUGACAUCUAUGUGAUUUGAGAAGGCGUCGCA
Messenger RNA from Olea europaea var. sylvestris, 2828 nucleotides. RefSeq names its product probable serine/threonine-protein kinase PIX7. Gene Ontology annotation, molecular function: protein kinase activity; ATP binding. The coding region runs from base 897 to 2336 and encodes 479 amino acids. The record is from RefSeq and is a predicted model, not a curated record. Lineage: Eukaryota; Viridiplantae; Streptophyta; Magnoliopsida; Lamiales; Oleaceae. The transcript is spliced from 6 exons. Gene Ontology annotation, biological process: protein phosphorylation.